CCGUAGACUUGCUUAUAUCCACGCGGAUUGGCUGCAUGAAAUUUAGUUCCCCUUUGGACCUGCCAAAAAAAUUUCGGCUUUUUCAGUCUGACAUACAUGCAACGCAUGAUGAGAUUGAUUGACAUUGGCGCAAACUUGACAGAUCCCAUGUUCCGAGGUCUUUACCGAGGAAAACAAGCUCAUGCAGAUGAUUUCAACUUGGUUUUACAACGUGCACAAGAGGCGGGUGUCAAGAAAAUGUUUAUCACAGGAACCAAUUUAGAAGACUCUAAAGAAGCCAUUGAAAGUAUCAACAGCCACAAAGAGGCUACCGGCUUUUUAUACUCUACCGUCGGCUGUCAUCCCACGAGAUGCUCCGAGUUUGACGAAUACAAGGAUGGACCUGACGCCUAUUUCGAGCAAUUACUUGACCUUGCCCUAAAGCAUCCUUCUUCCGUCAUUGCUAUCGGUGAAUGUGGUCUUGAUUACGAUCGUCUUCAUUUUUGUGACAAGGAAACACAAAAGAAAUACUUUCGAAAGCAGUUUGAUCUCGCAGAAAAGACAAACCUACCCAUGUUUCUGCAUAAUCGCAACACCGGCAACGACUUUUAUGACCUCGUCAAGGAAAACAGACACAAAUUCAAACACGGUGUAGUGCACUCCUUUACAGGUACCCGAGAAGAAAUGCAAAAGCUGUGUGAUCUUGGACUGUACAUUGGCGUGAAUGGUUGUUCGCUCAAGACACAGGAAAACCUAGACGUCGUCCAAGCGAUACCAGAAGACCGUUUGAUGAUCGAAACCGAUGCACCGUGGUGUGACAUUCGACCGACACAUGCUUCUUACGCACAUUUGAAGAAUAUACCAGAACAGGACCUCACCCUCUAUUCACCACCGAGCAAAAAGAAGGAAAAGUUCGAGAUGGGGCUCAUGGUGAAAAGCAGAAAUGAACCAUGUACACUAGGACUCGUACUCUAUGUGGUUGCUUCUCUCAAAAACAAGGAUCCCAAAGAACUAUCUGAAAUCAUUUGGAACAACACUUGUCGAGUCUUCAAUACAGUUUAGUAAUAGAACAUGUCCAUCUUUAUUAUAUUGAAAGCAAUA
Molecule: messenger RNA, 1080 nt
Organism: Mycotypha africana
Lineage: Eukaryota; Fungi; Mucoromycota; Mucoromycetes; Mucorales; Mycotyphaceae
Product: putative deoxyribonuclease TATDN1-like protein
Exons: 5
Coding region: 97-1041 (314 amino acids)
Cellular component (GO): cytosol
Molecular function (GO): 3'-5'-DNA exonuclease activity
Source: RefSeq, a predicted model, not a curated record